GUCAAACCUGAAAAUUCGUGACAGCACCGGCUAAGCGUUUCGUAGGAUGCAACGAUGAGAAGCAUGAGCCCUGCGGCAUUUUGACUCUGCACCAGGCGUCUCUGCUCAUGCAGGUGUAGCAGCGCCAUGCAUCUACCUAAACGUCGUCGGAAGGCCCCUCGGCCAGUUCGUUGCACUGAGGUUCUUCACCGCUUACCAUAUCUCCCUUUGUACGUGUUACAGCAGAUCAUGUCUGGAACGUCGUUCAGUAAAGGGCAACACACAAUGUUCGCCACUGCCUGUGCAGGUAUUUCCCGAAUCUUUUGCAUGUUUCCAACAUCAGCGGCUCUCAGCAAAUGCCGCAUCCCAACCUCAACUUGAGCACAUGUACCCAGUACCUAGGAACACCAAGAUUGAAUGCUGUUACCUGCAGCAUGCAGCAUGCAUACGCGUGGGGGUCCCGUAUAUCUUCACGGAUAAAGGGUUCAAGUUUGAGCUCCACUUGCUAGAAAUCAUCCAAUACGCCAACCCCGCUUCCCUAUCUCCUGUUUCGAGUCGGCGCCUCACAUGUUCAUCUAUCUAGCCGCGACUAUAGCAAAAGCUCGAUCAAGCGUGACAUGUGAGAGACCCUUUGAAGAGCAUCUGACACGCUGGCCCAUCGAGCUCACGAAUCACCUGCUGUCUACUGAUACCAAACCUGUUUCAGACCACAAUCCGGGGUUCUCUAAUCGACAGAGCUCGCAUAAACAUACCCGACUUGGUCCGC
This is a messenger RNA of Aureobasidium subglaciale EXF-2481, 745 nucleotides long. RefSeq lists its product as uncharacterized. The transcript has a single exon. The record is from RefSeq and is a predicted model, not a curated record. NCBI's taxonomy places the organism in Eukaryota, Fungi, Ascomycota, Dothideomycetes, Dothideales, Saccotheciaceae. The coding region runs from base 365 to 562 and encodes 65 amino acids.